AUGAACAACACAUUACAGUACAAAAUUUAUUGUGUAAAGUUAUGUGCACAUAUGAACAGUAACCGGAACAAUGGUGACAACGAUAAUACAAUUUAUUUGCUCCAUAAAAUAGGUAAACAGUGUAGUGUGGAUAAAUUACCUUCACAAAAAAUAUAUGCAGCAUUAGGAAAAAAUGGCAAACAUACAUGUACAAAUAGCAGUUCAUGGACAACAGAAGUAGGGAGUAUUUUGAAAGGUAAAUUAAGGCACUCCUGGGACGAUGAGGAAGUAUAUGCCAAAGAAAUUACGAAAAGCUGGUGUAAUGUAUCAACAGUGCUUAGGGAGAAACCAUCCUGUUCAGCAAUUUGUAACUUCUUUUACUACUGGUUAGGAGGUACAUUAUGUGAUCGCUUGAAUACAUGGAGUUCAUUUAAGACUAUUAUGCAACAAAUCUACAGUAAAUUGGAAGACUCCGACGUCCAAUGUACUUACAUAUCUAUGCAAGAUACUGUUGACACGGAAAUCUUCAAGCAAAGGAAACAGUUAUUUGAUUAUUAUUACGAUUAUAGAACUAUAUUGAAAGAGUUGAAGAUUUGCACAACCACUGAGUGUUCCUGUAAAGGGAAAUAUGAUGACUACCUAAAGGAUGUUGAAGACGCUCAUAAGCAGGUAGAAGCAAACUGUGGGAAGGGUAUCGAUUAUUACUGUAACACAUUUUGGAACAAGUUGAAGGAUAGUAAAAUCCCAAAGCCACCAAAUUUGCAAAAUGGAAUAACGAAUGGGGAGGACAUUACAGAGAACGAGGAGGACGGAGCAGAUGUGCUUAGUUGCUUAACACAGCUAUCUUCAGCAAUUCCUGAAUUAACAGAACCAACGCCAGCACUUCAUUCAUCAUCACCACAGGAGGGUGGUAGUGUCGCCCCUGCUGCUGUGUCUGCUGCUGGUGGACUUGCCGCAAUAGGAUUUCCUGCAGUAAUGUUCGUUUUAUAUAAGUAUAAUUUUCUACCUAAUUUAUUCCGCAAGAAACUUAGAGGAAGAAGCACAAGAAAAAGAUCAUCAGAACGGAACUUAGACAUCCUAAUGGAAGAUUCUACAACGGGCGGCUCCACGAUCGACGCAUCGGAAAAGAGUUCCACACUGGACGAUUCUACAACAGUAUAUUCUUCUGCUCCAUACACUACUACCACAUCUAGAAGAGCAAGUAGUGCAGAACAUCAAGGGGGACAAAGAAAUAAUAUAGGUUAUCAAAAUAUGUAA
Messenger RNA from Plasmodium coatneyi, 1236 nucleotides. RefSeq names its product KIR protein. Bases 1 to 1236 code for a protein of 411 amino acids. The record is from RefSeq and is a predicted model, not a curated record. Lineage: Eukaryota; Apicomplexa; Aconoidasida; Haemosporida; Plasmodiidae. The transcript has 3 exons.